Messenger RNA from Oikopleura dioica, 603 nucleotides. The record is from the annotation of a GenBank genome assembly. NCBI's taxonomy places the organism in Eukaryota, Metazoa, Chordata, Appendicularia, Copelata, Oikopleuridae.
AUGGUAGAAUUGGUUUCGCGAUUGGCGUAUGAGAAGAUUUUACUGAGAGAUUUGAAUACUGUAAUUGCUUGUGGACUUUGCGAGGGAUAUCUGGUCGAGCCGAAUGUUAUUCCAGAGUGUUCACAUACUUUUUGCAGAACGUGCAUUUUGCGUCAUUUUCAAGACGAGCUGGAUUGUCCAGAAUGUGGUGUAGAAACGCACCCGACUGAGCCUGAGAAAUGCCUCGUCUACGACGAAGUUUUGGACCAAAUUCUUUGCGAACUGAUCCCUAAUUUAGCGAGAAGGGUUCAAGAAGAAAAAGACAGCUUCAUGGAAGUCGAGAAGAUUCCCAAAUUCUUAAUCAGAUUCAAACCUUCCGAUAGAAAGUCUCAUUCCCUCCCCCGCCCGUAUGUUUUGAUCAAUGGCGAUACUCCGCUAAAUGUAGUGAAGUUACUAGCCGGCGAUCCGCGAUAUCUCGAAUUCGACAAUUUCAAGAUCAAAAAGCUCGAAAGAACAGUUGUUUCCUGGCUCAAAGAGGAUCAUUCCGACCAGUUCAAGUCAAAAAUUGAUACUUUUGGAUCUUCGAGCGAAGCAAUCAAGCUGACGAUCCGCUUUUCCACCUGA